CAAAGAAGCCCUUCCCCGCAUCAUUGUUGACAUCCGGCCUUGAGUACACCACUUAACCCAACUUCUUCUCUCGUCCUACUCCCUGACUCCAGCAUCGCGAUACACCCGUCCUACCAACAACAACCUCAUCAUCCACCACCACCACCACCAUGACCGAACAAUACCUCAUCUGCACCGCCUGUGGCACCCAGCACCCCUUUACCGACCGCUCUUCCCUCAAGACCUGCUUCAUCUGCGACGACCCUCGUCAAUUCGUGCCCCCCUCAGGGCAAUCCUUUACUACCCUUUCCGAGUUGCGUUCCUCCACUUCCCCCAGGUACAAGAAUGAGUUUCGCCCAUACAAGUACUCAAGCCCACAUGAGAAGUUCAAGGCCGCAAAGUCAGGGCUGAACUCAAACGAGGAGCCAAAAGAGGCAUCAAUAGACGAGUUACAGCGAACAGAACUCAUCUCCAUCAUAACAACCCCCAAGUUUGGCAUCGGCCAGCGCGCCAUCCUCGUCAGAACCCCCUCGGGGAAGAAUGUACUAUGGGACUGCGUCGCCUAUUUGGACGAUGAGACUGUACAGAAGAUCAAGCAACUGGGAGGCAUCGAUGCAAUGGUGAUCAGCCAUCCGCACUUUUAUACGACGCAUCUGGAGUGGGCAAGGGCUUUUGGUGAUUGUCCUGUCUACCUGGCGGCGGAUGAUAAAAAGUGGAGGGCGAGGCUGGAUGAGGGUGUCCAGAGGGAGAUUACCGAGGAGGAGACGAGGAUUGCGAACAAAGAGGGAGAGGAUCUGGGGGUUGUGGCUGUCAAGUUGGGGGGCCACUUUCCUGGUAGUUUGGUCCUCCACAUCCCUCACUCAGGCCGUCUGCUCACAGCAGAUACAAUCUUCACCACUCCCUCCGGUCUGUCCAACUGGGAGGUGAACGCGCUGGGGGAACCUCGUUCACGACCAAAGGAUACCAAUUCGUAUUCGUUUAUGUGGAGCAUCCCUAACAUGAUUCCUCUCAGCGCGGGUGAGAUCGCGCGCAUGUGGGGGAUCUUGAAGAAGUAUGACUUCAAGAGUACCCAUGGCCUGAUCCUGGGCCAGGACAUUGAGGAUGUUAAUGUCAAGAAGAGGGUAUUGGAGAGUGUUCAGAUCCAGUUAAAAAUGAUGGGGGUUAAGGAGCACACCAUCUUCAGUGAGGAGAUUUGAGCUAGACACAAUUAUCGAGUGAUUAUGUUGCCUUUGUUCAGAGUACAACGUGCCUUUCCUCUCUUACUCGAAGGAAACGACUUUCAAAAUGAGCAA
Neurospora hispaniola is the source of this 1271-nucleotide messenger RNA. Its product is annotated as beta-lactamase-like protein. Lineage: Eukaryota; Fungi; Ascomycota; Sordariomycetes; Sordariales; Sordariaceae. Bases 150 to 1175 code for a protein of 341 amino acids. The transcript is spliced from 2 exons. The record is from RefSeq and is a predicted model, not a curated record.